Molecule: messenger RNA, 1949 nt
Organism: Tilletiopsis washingtonensis
Lineage: Eukaryota; Fungi; Basidiomycota; Exobasidiomycetes; Entylomatales
Product: glutamate dehydrogenase
Exons: 7
Coding region: 239-1849 (536 amino acids)
Cellular component (GO): cytosol
Molecular function (GO): L-glutamate dehydrogenase (NADP+) activity
Source: RefSeq, a predicted model, not a curated record
CGCGCCGCAUCCGCUCGACCUUUCUUCCCGCCUGCCGCUUGCCGGGCCAACGCCGUCCUGCGUCCCUUGUGCCCGCCGAGGCCGCCGUCUUGCCGCACUGCUCCGGCGCUGGCGGCUGGCGACGCUUCCCGGGCAGGCCCGACGUCAGUGCAUUACAGCGAGGCGGCGCUACUCAAGCAUCUGAUACAAACAGAGAUCAGCGGCGGUCGCGUGCGCGGUGCGGCAGACGGCGGCGGCGAUGGCUCGGCGAUGGCGCAUGGACCAACGCGCGCUCGACGCCGUCCCGGAGGCGCAGGCUUGCCUCGGCUCGAGAGUCGGCGAUGCGGCGUGGCGGCUGACUCGACGAUGCCGGCGGCGAGCAGACAGCGGCAGCGGCGCAACUUUCUCGCCCUCCGCCUUGCCCUUGCCCCCCGCCUCAAAGCGCCCGCAGCGCCCUCCGCACUCUUGCCUCCGCACCACAUCCAUCCCCCUGCACCCCGCACACAUCUUACCCGCCAUGUCCAACCUUCCCUCCGAGCCCGAGUUCGAGCAGGCCCUGCACGAGGUCGAGAGCACGCUGGCGCCCUUCUUCGAGAAGUACCCCGAGUACAAGAAGGCAUUUGAGAUCAUCCAGAUCCCCGAGCGCAUCAUCCAGUUCCGCGUCGUGUGGGAGGACGACAAGCACCAGGCGCAGGUGAACCGCGCGUACCGCGUGCAGUACAACUCGGCACUCGGCCCGUACAAGGGCGGCCUGCGCCUGCACCCCACGGUGAACCUGUCGAUCCUCAAGUUCCUCGGCUUCGAGCAGACGUUCAAGAACGCCCUCACCGGCCUCAGCAUGGGCGGCGGCAAGGGCGGCUCCGACUUUGACCCCAAGGGCAAGAGCGACGCCGAGGUGCGCCGCUUCGUCAAGGCCUUCGCAACCGAGCUCUCGCGCCACAUCGGCGCUGACACCGACAUUCCCGCCGGCGACAUCGGCUUCUCGACGCGCGAGGGCGGCUUCCUCUUCGGGCAGUACAAGGCGAUCCGCAACGAGUGGGUCGGCAUGAUGACGGGCAAGGCGCUCGACUGGGGAGGCUCGCACGUGCGCCCCGAGGCUACCGGCUACGGCGUCGUCUACUACGUCGAGCACAUGCUGCGCGCCGCCGGCGAGGCCGACGGCUUCAAGGGCAAGAAGGUCGCCAUCUCGGGCUCGGGCCAGGUCGCGCAGUGGGCCGCGCUCAAGUGCAUGGAGCUCGGCGCCACGGUGCUCUCGUUCAGCGACUCCAAGGGCGCGCUCAUCGCCACGGGCGAGGAGGGCUUCAGCAAGGAGGACGUGCAGAAGAUCUACGAGAUCAAGUACGCGCGCAAGGAGCUCGAGACGUUUGGCGACAAGGGCGGCAGCCUCAAGUUCCACAAGGACGCCGCGCGCCCGUGGAAGCUCGUGCCUGCCUACGACGUGGCUCUGCCGUGCGCCACGCAGAACGAGAUGGACGCGUCCGACGCCGAGGAGGCGCUCAAGCGCGGCUGCCGCUUCGUCGCCGAGGGCUCCAACAUGGGCUGCGACCAGGGCGCCAUUGACGUGAUGGAGAAGUCGCGCAAGACCAAGGGCAAGCAGGGCUGCUGGUACGGCCCGGGCAAGGCGGCCAACUCGGGCGGCGUGGCCGUGUCGGGCCUCGAGAUGGCGCAGAACUCGCAGCGCCUGCAGUGGAAGCCCGAGGAGGUCGACCAGAAGCUCAAGGACAUCAUGCUCGACUGCUACACGCUCUGCUACGAGACCGGCAAGGAGUUCUCCGACGGCGGCGAGCUGCCGUCGCUCUGCCAGGGCGCCAACAUCGCCGGCUUCAAGAAGGUCGCCGACGCCUGCAAGCAGCACGGCGACUGGUUCUAGGCGCGCCCUGGCCUGCCCUUCCUGCUAGAACCCGAUCUGCUGCUUUCCUCGCCCCGUAGAGCGCCUAUAUUCGUCACGCUCCUCUCUUCCCUCUGCACCC